UCUGGGAGUGAGUGAUUGACUUUAUCAGUCCAAGGACAUCAUCCGCCUGGAAAGGGGGGGAAGUUUGAUCCUCUUUCUCACGGAUCGCAGUCGCCGGGAGUCUAUUCGCUCCCCAACACUUUCCGCCCAGGAUUUUUCUCCCCGUCUUGGCUGAUUUUUUUUUAUUUUUUUUAUUUUUUCUCGCCUGGCGAAUCUCGGCGCGGCGGCAGCAGCUUGCGCGUCCCGCUAAACUGGAUUUUAAAUUCAUUUCUUGUGUUGGUCUUGGCUCCUAAGUUUGCUCAUGACUAUGCUUCUUGAUAGCGGUCCGCAGUUUGCAUCGUUAGGAGUGGGGGGCUUCGGGACGCCGCGGCAUCACGAUCUCGGGAACCGAGACCCGAGUCUCGGACUGAACCCCUUCAGCGACUCUUCCCACUCCGCGGCGUUCAAAAUCAGCCCGGUGACGCACGACAUCGCCUCCAGCCAGACGUCUGCGUUCACCCCGCAAGCUGGUGGAUAUGCAGCCGCCCUGGGACACUCUCAUGGCGGGCAGGUGGGCUCCUACGGAGGGGGAGCGUUCAACUCGACGCGGGACUUUCUCUUCCGGAACCGGGGUGUUGGAGAGUCCACGGCACCGAGCGCGCAGCAUGGGAUCUUUGCAGCGUCGGCGGGGAGCCUCCACGGGCCGCCAGGAAUCGCAGACAACCCGGGACAUCUGUUGUUUCCAGGACUUCACGACCAGGGGGUGAGCCACACAUCCCCGAGUGGACAUGUGGUCAACAGCCAAAUGCAUCUCGGCUUGCGCGGGGACAUUUUCGGGAGACCUGACCCGUAUCGUCCGGUUGCAAGCCCGCGGACGGACCCCUACGGAGCCCAGCUCCACAACUACAACCACCCCAUUAACAUGAACAUGGGCAUGAAUGUGCCCACACACCACGGUCCGGGGGCGUUUUUCAGAUACAUGAGGCAGCCGAUUAAGCAAGAAUUGUCCUGCAAAUGGAUAGACGAGACCCAGAUGAACAGACCCAAAAAGACUUGCGACAGGACUUUCAGCACCAUGCAUGAGAUGGUCACUCAUGUGUCCAUGGAGCACGUCGGCGGCCCGGAGCAGAGCAACCACAUCUGCUUCUGGGAGGACUGUCCGAGGGAAGGCAAAUCGUUUAAGGCCAAGUACAAACUGGUCAACCACAUUCGGGUGCACACGGGGGAGAAGCCUUUCCCCUGUCCGUUCCCUGGAUGUGGCAAAAUAUUCGCCAGGUCGGAGAAUUUGAAAAUCCACAAAAGAACACAUACAGGUGAAAAGCCGUUUAAGUGUGAAUUUGACGGCUGCGACAGACGCUUCGCCAACAGCAGCGACAGGAAAAAGCACAUGCAUGUGCACACGUCCGACAAGCCGUACAUCUGCAAAGUGUGCGACAAGUCUUACACACACCCCAGUUCUCUCAGGAAACACAUGAAGGUACAUGAGACUCAAGGAUCUGAAUCGUCCCCAGCAGCAAGUUCUGGAUACGAGUCGUCCACGCCACCGGUUCUGGUUUCAGCCACGACCGACGACCCGACAAAAACACCCCCGUCUGCCGUACAAAACCAGUCCGGGCACAGCGAAGGACUUGCGCCCAACUUUAACGAAUGGUACGUUUGAAGACCGAAGACUCGUCUGGACCACAGGAUGAAAAAAAAAAAACUUUAAAAAAGAAGAACUAUUCCUGAUCACAUCCAACACACACACACACCCACCCACACACGCUCACACACACACGGAGAGAGAGAGAUGGGACUGGAACCAACAGUCGAAGAUGAGAGCAAAAGCCAGCACAACGCAGGCCAAGUCCGUUCUCAGGAUCACAAUUGACUUUUAUUCCGACAUUUAAAAUAAAAGGAAUUAAAUAAAUACAAAUAAAUCAGAAAUAAAUAACCAUUUCUCGAUAUAAAAACAUGUUUUGUUUUUCUUUUCUUUUCAUUUUUUAUAUAUAUUUCAGGAAGAGAAAAUGGUUUAUUUUCAUUUUAUCGUAUUUUCUCAAGACUUUUAUUUAACAAAAAAACGAAUAAAAAUGAAGCUAAAAAAAUAUUAUUUCACGGUGUUUUAUAUCGGGUGACGCGCUGGGGUGUCCAGCUCAAAUUGAUUGUUGGAACUUAAAAAAAAAAAAAGACAGUCUUAAGAAACGUGCCAAAGUCUUUGUCAUGAACUUGAACACAGUAAAAACAACAUCAUAAAUAAAUAUUAUACUUGUGAAUGUAUUUUUUCCUUGUUUGAUGGGGUCGAAUCUGUUGUCAACGUCCGUUUUUUCAGGUGGAGACAUGUGGUGAUUAGGUUACGAUUGUUACCGUUAAAUAUAACGUUGCCUUUUGUUAAUACCGCUGUAAAUACAUAUCCAUGAUGCCAUAUUUAUCAAUUUGUAAUUUAAUUAUGGGUAUAAGUUCUGAAAAUGAUAUUUAUGGAAAUGUUUUCUAACAAGAACUGUAUAGUUUUUCCUUUAUCUUUUUUUAUUAUUAUUAUUUUAUUUUGGUCAUAACCAGUUUAACAAUGAACAAAUGAAGUCUAAAGCUCCAACAUGGCGAUUGUACCCUUUUUUGUCUUUUUAACCAAUAGGCCUACAUGUGUCUUAUUUGGACUGAAGAAAUCAUCUAUAUGAAUAUUAUGGAUUUGUCUAUAUAUAAUGCAGAUAUUUCCAUCACCUUUUCUGUUUCCUUUAUAAGACCUAUGACAUGUAAAUCAUCGACUUUGUAGGAACUGAGCUCAAGCUAUAAAUCGAUUCUGUUGAUAUCUUUAUUUUUGGUUAAAGCUAAACCUUUUGUGUAUUUUUACUUAUAUAGAAUCAGAAAUAGAUGUCAAUUCGUAGCCUAAACUCAGUAUUGGAGGACAAAAAACAUCACUUUGUUGCACUCUUUGAGGUCUUAGAUGAGUGUGUGGAGGUCAUGAUUUCCAAAAAUCCAGAUGACAGUAUUUUUUAUUUUAUUUGAAUUUUUUUUUCAGUAUUGGAAAUCCGGGUCCAGCGCCCAAAAUAUAUCUUUAUAGUUCCAGCAAUGUCUUUGUGCAAGUAUGUUUAAAUGUGUGCAUCGGCAACAAUGGAACUGUCAACAACACAGUAUCUUCAAAAAUAAAAAAAAGUUUUUUUUGUCUGUCAGCUUGCAUUGUUUUAAAUGUAAUUCUUCUGUGAAACUAAAGCGUGUUCUUUGUUGUGGUGUUGCAUAUAGAGCAGUUUGAUUACACAUUUGCUUGUUUUGUGUGAAAACCUUGUCAAGAUGGCUUUUUUUCUUUAUGUUUUUCAGAAAUCUAGUGAAAGAAAUUUUAGAUCUAUGUGGGACAAACGUGGUUAGUAGCUCUAAGCUCAGUGGCAAAAAGAGUUAAAGCGUUGCAUUGUAACCUAUUCUCAGAAAUUAAAUAUUAUGCAGACACAAAGUAUAUUGUACUCAUAUGAGAACAAUUUCUGACCACCAGCACUACUUAAAAAAAAACAAAAUGUACAAAAAAGUGGUACCUCGUGACGAUGAUAUAUGAAAUAAGUUUAUUUAAAUAAUUUAAGGAAUAUAUGUUUUAUAUGCUAUUUUCUAUACCUUAAUUUAAAAUAACUACUUUUUUCUUAUUCCUACCUUUCUGCCCCGCUGUCAAAGAGGUCAGGUGUUGAAAAAAAACCAAUAUCUGGUGUACAAAUCCAGACAGAAUGUGAUGUUGUAACACUUUCUGAGAGAUAUGGGUCACGCUACGAGUUAUUCCUGAAGAGCAAAACUGUUUUACUGAUGAACUGUGUCACUGUGCCACACUGAGGCAAACCAUGUUACAGCAGCAGGCCUAUGCGUAAAAGCCUAUCCAGAGGCGAAGAAAUAAAAGCCUCACUGUUCUUUUUUUAGGCUA
Synchiropus splendidus (mandarinfish) is the source of this 3829-nucleotide messenger RNA. It is a transcript of the gene zic3, whose product is annotated as zic family member 3 heterotaxy 1 (odd-paired homolog, Drosophila). The transcript has 3 exons. Gene Ontology annotation, molecular function: DNA-binding transcription factor activity, RNA polymerase II-specific; RNA polymerase II cis-regulatory region sequence-specific DNA binding. NCBI's taxonomy places the organism in Eukaryota, Metazoa, Chordata, Actinopteri, Syngnathiformes, Callionymidae. The coding region runs from base 281 to 1618 and encodes 445 amino acids. Gene Ontology annotation, biological process: regulation of transcription by RNA polymerase II; central nervous system development. Gene Ontology annotation, cellular component: nucleus. The record is from RefSeq and is a predicted model, not a curated record.